CCAAGCACAUUCUAGUUUCAGCAUCUCUAGCUUUUUCUUCGAACAUCAACUUUUAGCCAUGUUGAGUCCCAAGAGGCUUGUUGAGAAGGCAAAGAAGGGGCUGCCCUUGAUGAUAUCAAAUAGUAGGUCGAGUUCUUGCGAUUUCAACAACGUAGUGGUUGCUGACAAAGGCCAUUUUGUGGUAUACAGUAUGGAUGAUGCAAGAUUCGUGGUGCCGUUGUCAUUCCUCAAGAGCUGUAUCUUUCAGGAGCUCCUCAAGGUUUCAGCGGAGGAGUUCGGAUUACCCGGAGAGGGGCCAAUCACCUUGGCCUGCAGUGGAGUUUUCAUGGAGUAUGUAAUCUCCUUGCUCAAGAGAAGCGUGUCUAGAGAUGUGGAGAUGCUUUGCUUGCCUCCAUCGAUAAUACUAGCCGGUGCUCAGAUUCCUCGUUGGUUGGCCUUGGUUGUGACCAACAACGACUAGUAGUAUGACGAUGUUGAAUAGUUCGUUAAAUAGGAAUCACGAUGUAGAGAGAUUUAACCAUAGAGAGGAACCAUUGUGUUUUUCGUACCUCUUGUUCAGUCCUUUUUAAUUUCAUUUAGGUAUUGCCCAUUUGUAAAUGCUAAUAAUUCAGUUUUUCUUUCUUU
This is a messenger RNA of Zingiber officinale, 624 nucleotides long. Its product is annotated as auxin-responsive protein SAUR68-like. Bases 59 to 460 code for a protein of 133 amino acids. The transcript has a single exon. NCBI's taxonomy places the organism in Eukaryota, Viridiplantae, Streptophyta, Magnoliopsida, Zingiberales, Zingiberaceae. The record is from RefSeq and is a predicted model, not a curated record. Gene Ontology annotation, biological process: response to auxin.